ACGUCCUGCUUCUGCUCUGUGCAGGCUCGCUGUGCCGCGCGAGUGAUGUUACUAGGCUUUAGUUUAACCCUCAUCACACGCGGCAACAUUCUUCCACACUGUGAGAUUUAACGUUACCGGCGGUCCGUCCCGCGCCUGACACGCAGCGCUUCUUUAAGCCAACACCAGACAAGCACUCAGCGGGGCAUCACAGGCACCGAGUCCGCCGACGGGCACCCAAGGGGAGUCGAAAGACGCGCACAGCACCUACAGUACGACACAUACCGAACGAGGACCAUGGAGACCGCAGGCAACGGCUCGGACGUGAAUUACCGGAGCCAGCUCUACAACAACAGCAGCUUCUGUGGAAACUUCACCGACGUCAACACCACGAGCUUCGCGGAGGCGCGAUGCCGCGUGGAUCGGGGACUGAUCAACAGCCUGGAAGACGACACCAACCCGGUUAUCAUAGCGAUUGUUAUCACCGCUCUCUACUCCAUAGUGUGCGUGGUGGGGCUAGUUGGAAACGUGCUGGUCAUGUAUAUCAUCGUCAGAUACACUAAAAUGAAGACCGCCACCAACAUCUACAUCUUCAACCUCGCUAUGGCCGACGCCUUGGUCACCAGCACGCUACCAUUCCAGAGCGUCAACUACCUGAUGGGGACCUGGCCGUUUGGAGACAUACUGUGCAAGAUGGUGAUGUCCAUUGACUACUACAACAUGUUCACCUCUAUCUUUACGCUCACCACCAUGAGCAUCGAUCGCUACGUCGCUGUGUGCCACCCAGUCAAAGCGCUGGACUUCAGGACACCGCGUAACGCCAAGAUUGUCAACGUCUGCAACUGGAUUCUCUCCUCGGCCAUCGGGCUGCCUGUAAUGUUCAUGGCCUCCACCGUCCUCUCUCCCUCCAGUAUUGUUGACUGCAAGCUGAUAUUCCCCAUCCCCUCCUGGUACUGGGAAACCCUGCUGAAGAUCUGCGUGUUCAUCUUUGCCUUCAUCAUGCCCGUCCUCAUCAUCACCGUCUGCUACGGCCUCAUGAUCCUCCGGCUGAAGAGUGUGCGCAUGCUGUCGGGCUCCCAGGAGAAGGACAGAAACCUGCGUCGGAUCACCCGCAUGGUCCUGGUGGUGGUUGCCGUCUUCAUCGUAUGCUGGACACCCAUCCACAUCUUUGUCAUCAUCACAGCUCUGAUCAAAAUCCCCAACUCCACGCUGCAGACUAUCACCUGGCACUUCUGCAUUGCCCUGGGCUACACCAACAGUAGUCUGAACCCGGUUCUUUAUGGCUACCUCGAUGAGAACUUCAAGCGUUGUUUCCGUGAGUUUUGCACCCCGAGUCCCUCAGUGUUGGAGAUGCAGAACUCGUCCCGAUCCGGAGUCACAAGCCGCAAGCUCCCACAGCGCGAACACAACAUUGCAAACACAGGAGAAAGGUCCAAUCAACAGGCUCCGUGGCUCCCUCACCACAUGAAGACAUCACUGGACAGCAGCACCAUGCUGGCUUUGGUCACUUCAGGAAGACUCCCCUCUCAACCCACCUGACCCUUUGUUGUAAUUCCCUGCCCCCUCUGUCUUCAUUAUUUCCUUUUAUUUUUCUGUUUUUGUUGUCUCUGUAAAGAUGUUUUCUACCCAUAGCUGGAUUCAUCAUUAAAUAGACAUACAGUAGAGCACUGUAUGUUCUCUCUACUGAAUUUGACACACUUCUGAAUGUACAUAAGGGAAACCCACUGUGUUACUCACACUGGAUCCUUGUACUAAACUUGGAUCAUCUAAACCAGUAUACACAACGCCCAUUUGCACAGCACACAUAUCGUGUUAUUGCAACAUACAGUGUGAACACAUGGUACUACCCGUGAAUGAUUAACUACAGCUUAACAGCCAUUACACCAGGUAUGGGUUCUGAAGAAGUUAACAAGUGAGUCAAGCAGGAUUGUACAUAUAUUGUAAUCUUUAAAAUUGCAUGUGCUUACAUGUUGUGCUGUAUGCUAAACUUGCCAGUUGCCUUUACAGUAGCUCUACUCAAAAUGAUGUGUUUUAUUUUUAACGAUCUGUAAAGAUGAACAUGAUUGUAUUUAUCUCUCGUGUAAAAUACUAUAACUUCUCUGUUGCUGAAAAUUAUUUCUGAUGAUCAUAGUGGACGAGCAAGUUAUUGUGCUUCUAAAUAUAACUUUUGUCAUAUUGAAUCUUAGUUGUUAACUGAAGUGAUGUAUAUUAAUCAGAAAACAACGUGCGUAAAAACCUUGUGAAUUUGAAAAUGGAAAAUGUAUGCAGAAUUUAACUUUAUAGACUGUUUCAUGUUUUUUGAUUGUUUGUUCUGACUGAAAACGUAUGUAUGAGGAUGUCACGUUGUACAUACAGGCAGUGUGUAUUUUGCAUCUCUGCUUUCAAUCAAUUUUGAAAGAUUGUACGAUAGACUAUUAUUUUUAGUCUUUCACACCCCCAGCUAACACAACAGGAAAAAACGUGUAAAAACAUGUGGCCAAAUUGUCUAAGAUUGAAAUAUUACAAAAACUGCAGCUGAGUUUUGCAGAAAUGGGGCAUCGAGUGUCACAUGCUGUAUUAAAUGCAGUGUUUAUUGUGCAACAAAAUGUACGUUUCUUUUUGCAAAACACAUCAUGUACACAAAACUAAUUUUGAUGUGUCAAGUGUCACCUUUUUUAUGAUAAGUAAUAGUGUUACAUUUGCCAAACAUUUUGGUUAGUCCUCAACUAAAAGCUAUUUCUCUUUUAACGUUAAAAGUGAAAUCAUACUGUUUGAAACUACAAAAAGUUGCUAAGCAGCUACGCUGGGCUUUUUUAGUACAAAUUACAUUCUUCCUUAGAAUACAAAUAACACUAGGAGCUAAUUAGUCCUAGAACAAUGCUUUUAUUUUAUUCCAUGGAUCAUCAACUGGU
Perca flavescens (yellow perch) is the source of this 2870-nucleotide messenger RNA. It is a transcript of the gene oprm1, whose product is annotated as opioid receptor, mu 1. Gene Ontology annotation, cellular component: neuron projection; plasma membrane. Bases 277 to 1518 code for a protein of 413 amino acids. Gene Ontology annotation, biological process: G protein-coupled opioid receptor signaling pathway; neuropeptide signaling pathway; sensory perception of pain. NCBI's taxonomy places the organism in Eukaryota, Metazoa, Chordata, Actinopteri, Perciformes, Percidae. The record is from RefSeq and is a predicted model, not a curated record. Gene Ontology annotation, molecular function: beta-endorphin receptor activity; G-protein beta-subunit binding; morphine receptor activity. The transcript has 7 exons.